This is a messenger RNA of Haplochromis burtoni (Burton's mouthbrooder), 2341 nucleotides long. RefSeq names its product SH3 domain binding glutamate-rich protein like 2 (gene sh3bgrl2). Gene Ontology annotation, cellular component: cytoplasm. The transcript is spliced from 4 exons. The record is from RefSeq and is a predicted model, not a curated record. NCBI's taxonomy places the organism in Eukaryota, Metazoa, Chordata, Actinopteri, Cichliformes, Cichlidae. The coding region runs from base 253 to 579 and encodes 108 amino acids.
UAAUGACGUGCGUUGAGCUGAGCUGUGAGUGGUGUGGGUGUAACAGUCAGCAGAAGCGCACGCUGUGUUAUUGUGAUGGCUCAGUUUGAAUAUUGGAGCCUGGUGUCUUCGCUCAUCUAAAGCACAUUUGCAUAGUUUUCACAAAUUUAGCGUUUUUUGUUCUUUUUUUUUAUUUCUUGAAGGGUGGCAAUAAACGAGGCUCGCUGCCACCAAACUGUUUUGCUGAUCGUCUGACAGUAAUUCGGGAUUAAAAUGGUCAUCAAGGUUUACGUCGCCUCCUCAACUGGCUCUCUCGCGGUAAAGAAACAUCAGCAGGCAGUAGUUGGUUUCCUGGAGGCCAACCGAAUCGACUUCCAGGAAGUAGACAUUACGAUGCUGGAGGAGCAACGGCUCUGGAUGUACCGCAACAUCCCCAGGGAUAAGCAACCAGAGAAGGGCAACCCACUGCCUCCGCAGAUUUUCAACGAUGAUCGCUACUGUGGUGACUAUGAAGACUUCUUCCUGUCUAAAGAGAACAACACUGUAUUUGCAUUCCUUGGGCUCAGUUCCCAACCCUCUGUUAAAGAUUCAGAGUCAUAGAUCAGACUGCUGGUACUUGUCCAGAAUUAGUAUCUCUUCCUGGAUCUUGCUGCCUCCUUUUCCACACUUCUCCUUACAGCAUUUUGCCAAAAGCUGUUACAUGUGGACUUACCUCGUGUGACCUCUUCUGACUUGAAAAACUCCUUAAACUCUUUUCCACCAUCACCAAGUUUCCAAGUGUCUGACUCUGAAGAAGUCAGAGACUUACUCACUGACACAGGAGAUUAGCUUGAUGAAUCAGUUUCUUUCCUUUUUGUUUAACACACUGUGGCGGCAUAUACUGUUUCUGAAUAAAGUAGCAAAUAUUCUGAGCUAUUAGAUGAUGUAGCAGCUUCUGCCCUUUGGAUAACCUAAAUGUAGUGAGUAGGGAAGGGAAAGAUCAUGUGCAGCAGUGUAAAACAGAUCAUCUGAAUAUACCGCUGCAGUGUGUCUUUGUGUUUCUGUUUCAAUCAGCAGCUGUUAAUGACAACCAGAAACAACCUAAGCCUGUGUGUACCUGUGAGAGUGAUAGUAGCCAUCUAAACAAAAGACUGCAGCUGACAACGUAGCAGAUGAGACCCAAGAAUCAUAAUGCAUAUUAAGAAUUAAUAAUAAUUCUAAAUAUUUUUAUGCUGAAUCACCUUGAUCUUGCUCUUAUAUUAAUCCACUGCCAAAGUUUCUGCAAAUAAUUUGCCUGGUAUUAUUUUACUUGGCGCUGUUUAAAAAAAAAAAAAAAAAAAAGAAAUCAAAAUGACAAGUUUCUCAGUGCUUUGUGACCUCCCUACACUGUGUGACGCUCAGCUCCAGCAGUCUUCAGUUGUUGUACAAGUGUACGUAUUCUUUUUUAAGCUGUUGAUUAAUAAACAUUUGGUGCUAGUGAGUAUUUACAGCAGGAUGAUGUGGGUUUUGUUAAUCUGCUCACCAGUGCAUUUUUUAAAAUAGUCAUUAACACUAAAGUCCAUAUUAGACGCAAUUAAGCUGUGUCACAAUCUGGAUUAAUUCUGUUUUUUAAUCAAAUUUUGCUAUUGCUAAAACACAAUUACCAAUAACUGAGCCGUGACAGUGUGUAUCAUCCUAUUACUACACAAGAUUGAUCAUUGAUCAUCUAGUUAUUGGUGAAAGUUUGAGAAUUUGUAAUGACAACCUGUGCCUCCCCUUCUUUCUAUAUUUAUAAAUGUGAAAUGUGAGCAAACUACCCUCUGUGUGUUUAAAUUUGAUAUAUGUAGCAUAUCAGGUCCAGCUCUUUGUCCUUUCCUAUUCAUCUAUAUUCUGUGUUACCGCUCCCCAACACCAACGCUGAUUAUAUUAUUUACAUUACUCCCCCCAGUCAGAUGGAUUUGGAUGGUAGCUGAUUUUAGGUUUACAGAUGAAGGAAAAACCAGACACGCCAUUUUUUCCCCUAAAUGUUGUGCCAUUGUGUGUAAAAGGAUGUCUGAGUUGCACAUAUAUCAGUCAAACGGCGUUGAUCUUAUACUUUCAUCACUCAUGACGAUCACAACAUUCCCGUUUUGCUGAUUUAAGUGAAAGAAAAUUGUGAAGCUUGUAAAUUUUUGUGAAGAAUAUGUUAAAUAACAAAGUCACUGCAUGUACUGUGUUUCAACUUUCCCUGCGACUGCUUGUAAGAAGCUUUUUAGAUUUGUACUCAUGUGACACAUUACUGUAAAGCAUAUUUUGCACAACAAUGCUGAUUAUAAUAUUGUCAGUUAAUUUGCAUCUCUGUUUUUCAUAUGCAUGUUAUUAUUCUAUUACAAUUUAAAACAAUUAAAAUAAGAGAAUUACCAUA